Microplitis demolitor is the source of this 2345-nucleotide messenger RNA. RefSeq names its product hunchback-like protein. Bases 188 to 1960 code for a protein of 590 amino acids. Gene Ontology annotation, molecular function: RNA polymerase II cis-regulatory region sequence-specific DNA binding; DNA-binding transcription factor activity, RNA polymerase II-specific. The transcript has 4 exons. NCBI's taxonomy places the organism in Eukaryota, Metazoa, Arthropoda, Insecta, Hymenoptera, Braconidae. Gene Ontology annotation, biological process: regulation of DNA-templated transcription. The record is from RefSeq and is a predicted model, not a curated record.
AGUAAAGUCCGUAUGUUAUUCGUACAGCUAUAAAGUAUCGAACCAAUGUUGAAUUAAAAAGAUCAAUAUCAAUUAAAACUGACAAAUAAUUACCGAGAAUAAUUUCUAUUAAAUAAAUAUUUGACAAGUAAUUAAGUCUGUUGAUCAGACAAAAAACCGAAGUUACAGAUUAUUUACAUUUUUAAAAAUGCAUGCGACAGAAAUUAUUGAGAUCAGUGACGAUGAAACGGACUGCGAUGAUUCUGAUGUAGAAUUCCUGUAUGACACAGUUACGAUACCACGGCGCGGGAUCAUAAAUCCUGUAAGUACAUCACUGAGUACAUCAUCAGCUGGCGCUGAUUCAAAUAAUAGAUUGGACCCAGUGUUUAUUGAAGAUGAGAUGAUGGAUGACAACAAUCAUUAUAAUUUAAUGCAAGAGUUAUCAAAAGUUUUGGGUUCAUGUAAUUCGAGACCCGAAGAAAGAAACUCUGACAUACGGACGUUAAAUAUUAACUCAGUAUCACAAGUUGCUGAUGAAAAUUUACUUCCAGAUUUGAAUAAUCAUAAUAAUUUUUAUGAAAACUCAGACGUACUAAAUCGCAUUGAGAUACUGAAGGUCGAGUCACUAAAUGAAAGCGAAGAAAGUUGGGUGGGGAGUAAAAAUGACAGUACUGAAGAAAUAAAAUUUGUAUCGGUUGAUGACUACAAAAAUAAUUUAACUAAUGAAAUAGAAUUUAAAAAAAGUUUUAUGAAUAUUGAAGCUGCUGAAGAUGAUACCGGAAAUAGCUCUGGAAGUAUCGAUGGUGAAUUAAACCCUGCAUGUUCUUGGGAUAAAUUUCCUGUUGACACACGCGAGCUGAAUAUUCUAAGAAAAUAUCUUCCUUUCGUUCAGCUCAGAAAUUUUUCACUGCCCGAUAGCAGCAGCGAGUCAUCAGAUGAUUCUAUUAGUUUGCCAGACCAUGAGCUGGAACAAAAUCCCCUACAAAUUGACAUCCCCAAUUAUUUAAAACCCGAGUUUAUAGAAAGUCCUGCCUGGGAAAUAAAAAAAGAAUGUAAUGAAAUUAAAUUUUAUCAAGAGCCGGAAGUUCAGGUGCCAUUAAAUUACGAGUGUGAGCAGUGCAACAAAUCGUUUGAAUCAGAAGAUCUACUAAAAUUCCACGUCAAGUAUCGGCACCCUGGCAGACGUUUUGAAUGCGCACUGUGCGAAUAUGCAAGUAAUACUAAAGUAUCAUUAAAGCUACACAUGUUUACUCAUACAAAAAUACGUUCUCACAAAUGUCCGCACUGUUUGUACGCAUCUUCAACUUCUCAGGCUAUAAAAAUACACAUUACGAAUGUUCACAUGAAAGUGCGACCUUUCAAAUGUACGGAGUGCAAAUUCACGACUGCUUAUCCAAAAAAUUUAAGACUACACAAGAUGAGAAUUCAUCUUCGUAAUCCCUCGAGUUCAACUAAAUCUUCACAGCUUGAAAGUUAUCAGUGUUGCUAUUGCGAUUAUAGAGCAAGUACGACACGUCAUAUAAGUCUUCACAUUCGUUACAGCCAUAGUGAUGAAGGAAAAUUAAAAUCCUCACAGAAUCACAAUAACUCUUUUGAAUUUAACGCGCACUCUCGUGCUGUUAAAAAAAUAUAUAAGUGCGAUGUUUGUAAAAUAAAACUUUUAAGUUUACGGGGAAUGGAUAAUCACAAGUCGCAUUUUCAUACAAUAAAUCCAUUUAGUAAAACACUAAACUGCCAACUUUGUCAAGAUACUUUUACGAAUAUGUAUAACCUAAAGCUUCAUAUUCAAGCUCACAAAAAAAAUUUUCAUAAAUGUACUGAAUGUCUUUACAUGACAACUUCUGUCCGGAGAUUUGAACAACACAUGAUGAGCCAUGUAAACAAUAAAUUAUUCGUUUGUAACGACUGCAGUAAAGCAUUUAAGCUCAAGAAAAUUUUAAAACAACACCGGAGAAAUUUUCAUUACGAAACUUUCAUGUAAAAUUAGUUUUAGAUGUUUUUUUUUAAAAGUAAAAACACAAAAGCGCGGGCCAUUUAAUUUAAAUUUCUUCUCUUGAUGAUUCUCAGUACUUGAAAAAAGUUUAUCAUAUUUUCAUAUGAAAAAAAUAUUCAAUUUGAAUUUAUUGGAUACUUAUCUAUGAAUUUGAAUUGAUUUUGAAUAUUUCUGCUCAGAAUCAUCAGUUAAAAAAAAAACUAACGAUUGAAUCGUUAGGAAAAAAUAUAUAUUUUACUUUAUAUUAUUAUUGAUAUUUAAUUAUAAGAUUUGUUAAUUUUAUAAUGAGUGGUUUAAAAAUAGAUAUAUUUAAAAAUUGCAGUUUAAAAAGAGAACAUUAAAUGUAAGAGUACUUAAAGAGUAAUUAAAAUUA